Messenger RNA from Juglans regia (Persian walnut), 1284 nucleotides. Its product is annotated as probable F-box protein At4g22030. The transcript has a single exon. NCBI's taxonomy places the organism in Eukaryota, Viridiplantae, Streptophyta, Magnoliopsida, Fagales, Juglandaceae. The record is from RefSeq and is a predicted model, not a curated record. The coding region runs from base 1 to 1284 and encodes 427 amino acids.
AUGGCUUCCCUACAAACUUCACCUCUGUUAUUCCCUUCAUCUUCUUCAAAGAAAAUCCAUGCUGCUAUUCACGUCCCAAAGCUUCCAAGAUUCCAGCCCAAUUUCUCGGUUCCAACAAUUCCAACCAGAGAUCUGGUUGAGGAUAUGAACAUAAGGGAUGCUUUCACAAAUACAGUCCCGAUAGAAAAAAGCAUUACUACCAGACCUAUUGAUGUUAAAUCAUGCAACUCCAGUGCUAAUGUUGUGAAUUCCCAACUCUAUGCCAUCUUAGAGGCCGUCUCUGACAGAGUGGAGAUGCAUGCCAACGUUGGGGAGCAACGUGAUAACUGGAACACCCUUCUUUUGAACUCCAUCAACAUGAUAACUCUCACUGCUUCGACCUUGGCCGGCGUUGCAGCCAUUGGGGGCGCCGGAGUGCCACUUCUGGCUCUGAAAUUAUCGUCCGCGCUCUUGUAUUCUGCUGCCACGGGGAUGUUGCUCAUUAUGAACAAACUCCAGCCUUCACAACUUGCCGAGGAACAGCGUAAUGCUGCAAGAUUGUUCAGGCAGCUCCAGGGCCAAAUCCAGACUAUUAUUGCUCUACGUACUCCAACUCAGGAGGAUGUGAAAAAGGUUAUGGCAAGUGUCUUGGCCCUUGACAAAGCCUACCCACUUCCCUUGCUGGGAGCCAUGCUUGACAAGUUCCCUGCAACAUUCGAACCUGCUGUUUGGUGGCCUGAAAAUCAGUUCAGAGAGACAAACAAAUCAAAUGUAGGGAAACAGCAUUACAAGAAGACGGAGAAGAAUGGAUGGAGUGAGGAACUGGAAGUGGAAAUGAGAGAUAUAAUCCAAGUUGUGAAGAGAAAAGAUAUUGAGGACUACGUAAGGCUAGGCAACUUGGCCUUGAAGAUCAACAAGACUUUAGCCAUCUCUGGCCCAUUGCUUACCGGCAUUGCAGCCAUUGGCUCUGCUUUUGUGGGUAAUGGAUCGUGGGCAGCCGUUGUAGCAGUGACUGCAGGGGCUUUAGCAAGCACUGUUACUUCUUUCGAGCAUGGUGGGCAAGUUGGGAUGGUGUUUGAGAUGUAUCGAAACUGCGCUGGCUUUUUCCGCCGAUUAGAAGAAUCAAUUGAAGGCACACUUGAAGAAAAAGAUUUGCAGAAAAGAGAAAACGGGAAGUUGUUUGAGAUGAAGGUGGCUUUGCAGCUUGGAAGAAGCUUGUCACAGCUCAGAGAACUUGCAAGAAAAUCAGCUUCUUCCCAUACCGAUGGAAUUGAAGUAGAUGAAUUUGCAAGCAAGCUUUUUUGA